Phyllotreta striolata is the source of this 3735-nucleotide messenger RNA. Lineage: Eukaryota; Metazoa; Arthropoda; Insecta; Coleoptera; Chrysomelidae. The record is from the annotation of a GenBank genome assembly.
UAACACAAAAAAAAUUGAGCAUUUACAUUUCCUUUUGUAUUAACGGUUGAUUGUAUUGUAAUUUUAUAGUUUUCCUUCUGAAAAUUUGAUUUCUAUAAUCUUAAGCGAUUUACUAUUGCGAAUAACUAACCAGUAAGAGGCAAGAUUUUUCCGAGUGAGAAGAAGAAGUCAUGUGUUCUUGACAGCUGCAAUUUUGACAACUCGAUAACACAAAAAAAAUUGUGCAUUUCGUUUUGAUGGUUGAUUGUGUUGUAAUUUUGUAGUUUUCUUUCAGAAAAUUUAAUUUACAUAUAAUGAUCAAUUAUUUCUAAACGCAUUACUAAGAUUAUACGCUUCAAUCGACCGAAAAUGAAGGUACAGAUAUUUUUCAUAGUGAUCGCAUUAUGCCUGAAAUGUUGCCAGCUAUACAGAAAUUUCAACAUCGACGACCAAUGCCCGCAGAUCUACAAGAAAGUCUUCACCGGUCAUACACCCCGAGGCAAUUUGAGUGCAGGUAUUUUCAACGAGGUGCCCGGCGCAUCGAAACUGAAAACCUGCGUGCUGGAAUGUUGUUUGAAGGAAAAAUGCAAUGUGGCUUUUAUGCUCAGCACGAAAUGCUAUCACAUCGAUUGCCACACCAACGAGCUCUGUCUACCCACUAUCAACCCUAACACGAACAACUCCGACGAACUUUCAUUGGUCCUAGUAAAACCAGUCGAUUUGCGGAGCUGGGACGAGGUGUUACUUCAAGAAGGUUUGCUGCCGAGGCCGGAAGAUAAGGCCAUUUUGAAUUUUUUAAGCGACCGAAAACGUUUCAAGAACGUCCUUAGGAAUAUCGUAAACAACCAACAAUCGGGCGAAGAUUCCAACUGCGAAGUGGGCGUCGGGGGGUACUGUUCGAUGAACGAAAUAUGCAUGCCUAUAUAUCCCAAUUCGAGAUCGGGCAUGUGCGGUUGCUUGGAGGGUUUCUACCGCAACGAACGGGGCGAAUGUUACCCGAACCUCGACGAAACCACGCUCCCCGAAGGCGUCCCCAGUCUACUAUCCGAGCGAAUAAUAGACGUCAAUAACCAAUCUCGCCCGGUCACCCCGAAACCGAUCGCAGUCAAGGCGGAGUCGCGAGUAGUUCGUUUGCCCGUCAACGAAGUCAAACUCGAAGCCACUGUGCCUGGUAAAUCGGACGAAAAGUACCAAUAUGAGUGGAUCUCUCUGCACCAACCCGAAGGCAGUACGGCCGUCAAACACCAGAACGAAGGGCAAUUGCAUUUGGAGCAGCUCAUCGAAGGAGUCUAUUCGUUCAAAGUAGCAGCCUCCGCUCCGACAUCGUACGGUGAAACCUUCGUAAACGUCACAGUCCUACCGGCCAAUAGGAUCAACAAACCGCCCGUUAUCGUCAUAACUCCGGCCAAUCAGACCAUAAAACAGCCGAAUUCCGCCGCCGUUUUGGACGCCUCUUCGAGCACCGACGACGACGGGAUCGUCGCUUGGCAUUGGGAACUCCAACAGGGCCCCGUCGGUUACGAGCCACAGUUGAAGGACGCUCCGACGUUGCAGCUGAACGAUCUGACGAAACCCGGCAAUUACACGUUCAAAUUGACCGUAACCGAUAGCGAUAAGGAAACCAGCAGUCAAAUUGCCAAUAUAACAGUACUGGCCGGUACCGAUUACCCUCCCGAAGCCAACGCUGGAGAGGAUAAGAUCAUCUAUUUGCCUCACAAUUCCAUAACGUUGAACGGUAGCAUGAGCAUCGACGAUCACGCCAUAACGACGUGGGAAUGGACGAAAUCCGCCGACGAUGCGCAGAAGGCCGUCGACAUGCAAGACACUCGUACGCCUCUAUUGAAACUCUCCAAUUUAGAGCAGGGACUGUACACGUUCAUUCUCAAAGUCACCGAUAGCGCGAAUCAAUCCAGCACGGCCGAGGUGCACGUUUUCGUGAAACCGCCGACGAAUAAACCGCCGGUGGCGAACGCGGGCGUGAACGCGACGAUAAGCCUGCCGCAAACGUGGAUCGUAUUGGACGCUUCGAACAGCACCGACGACAAUAAAAUCAUGGCGUUCGCUUGGGAACAAUUAGAAGGACCGUCUUCGGUCGUUUUCGAACGUUCGAACGCCAGCAAAACGAACGUUACGGGCCUGACGAAGGGUUCGUACGCCUUCAAAGUGAGCGUGACCGACGACAACAGGAACGUGGCCAGCGAUAAGGUUUACGUGACCGUCGAUCAGAACAAAAACCAACGCCCCACCGCCGACGCCGGCCCCGACAUCACCGUCCAACUACCCCGCAACGCCAUCACCCUAAACGGCUCCAACUCCAAAGACGACUGGGCGGUAGUGAAAUGGAAAUGGCGACGCGACGACGCCUCCCCCGCCUUCGCCCGCAUCGCCGAAACCACCGACGACACCCCCCUACUCAUCCUCGUCGAUCCCGCCCCCGGCAAAUACCUCUUCAACCUCACCGUCUUCGACGAACAAGGCCUCAGCGACACCGACUCCAUCACUGUCACAGUCCUCGACGAUCCCAUGCUCUACUACUCGUCGCGCAUCGUCGUCGACGUCGCGACGCCCACGCAGGCGCAAUACCGGACGCUCGUCGGCAAGUUGGCUCUGCUCGCGCCGGACGGUUCGCGCCUGCGCGUCCGCUCGCUGCGACCCGGCGCAGGCGCCGGCGAAUCCACCAUCAUCUUCUACGUGGAAGAUAAAGAUGGGAAACCGGUGGGUGCUGUUGAGGUGGUGCGCCAUCUGCGCAGGAAGCUGCGCGUCGACGCCGGUUUGCUGGGCGUCGCGGUGCGUCAGCUGCGCACCGUCGUUUGUCUGAACGAUUGUUCGGGGCACGGGGCGUGCGACGAGGCGACGAGGCGGUGCUCGUGCGAGGCGUUUUGGAUGCAGGAUUUGUGGAAGAGGUUUUGGGGCGAUUGGGACGAGGAGGAGUCGGAUUGCGGUUGGAGCGUGUUGUACGUGGUGGUGGGCGCCGCGUGCGGCGUGUCGGCGGCGGUGGGGGCGGCGUGGGGGGCGGUGCACGCGUGUUGUAGGUGGUGCGGUAGGAGGGGGGAGGCGACGAAGGCGAGUAGUUAUAGGUUGAUCGGGAAUUCGGAGGAUUCGGCGCAUUAUGGUUCGAAGAAAGGUCAUUUUUCCGAUAGCGAUACCGAUUCCGAUGUCGUGUUCGAAACCCGUCCGAAACCUCCACGUUAUUCGGACGUCCGAAACGGUCACAAGAACGGCAGAAAUGCCGUGGGAAAACAGGGAAGGCGAAUUAAAACUUAAUUGUCAUUUAAAAGGUUUUAGUUCUAGUCGAAUUUUUACCUAUAUUCACUUAAACGUCGCCGACACUUUUGGAACUCGAGCAGUUCGAUCGUUUUCGAAACAUGUUGAUACAUAUAUACAGGGUGGCACGUUAGUUUGGAAAAGCUCAAUUCAUCUGUUAUUAUACGGGGUGUCUCUGAAAGUGUGGGAAAUCUCUCGGAUCCAUAUAUAACAUAAAAAAAUAAGAUGAGAAGUUCCUAUAAAAAUUUUCCCUACAGGCCCUCCCUACGAAGAUAUGAGUCCCAGAAGGGCGCCACUGGAAAUAGGUUUUCCUUAAAUAUCUUCUAAAGUACUUGAUAUAAUUAAACAAAAAUCUAAUACGAUGGACACUACUGAGGGCCUCAAAAAUUAGUGUCCUUGAAACAUAUUUAGGUUUUUUAGUUUACCAGGGCCGGGCUAAGGCUAACACCUUAAUGCAUAAACAGUUCAUUUUAUCGACUAUUGAGAGGAGUA